AUGGUGACCCCCCAAAUCGGUUCGGACUUUGUUAAGCCCGUCGGUGUGUCGGAGCUGUACGAAAUUUCCAGAAUGAAGAUCGCCUUCUGCCUUGCCAUUGUUGCCUUAACCUACUACCUCGCGUUUGCUGAACCGAUCAUGUCGAAGCACCUCGCUGUGCGAGUCAAGAGACAAGAUCUUGGUGCAAGCCAACCAACGGGUGCCAGUCUACAGUCGGGAACUGGCGGCACAGCAGCAGCCGCUGGCUCUGGUUCGGGAGCUGGUACCGGUGUCGGAUCCUUCAGCACUACAUCCGUUUCGAUGUGCUGUUGUGUGUUUAUGCGUACUUCUGCCAUAGUUAUUAUUCGCUUUCGUAAGACCUGCCGUAAGAACACUGCUCUAAUUUUUGAUCUGGAUUCGGAUCAUGGAAAACUCCUCAACGGAUGA
Molecule: messenger RNA, 426 nt
Organism: Necator americanus (New World hookworm)
Lineage: Eukaryota; Metazoa; Nematoda; Chromadorea; Rhabditida; Ancylostomatidae
Exons: 4
Coding region: 1-426 (141 amino acids)
Source: RefSeq, a predicted model, not a curated record